AUGGUGGGCGCCGCUCGCAGGCCCGGGGCCGCCGCCGCCGCCGCCGCCGCCGCCGCCGCCGCCGAGGGUCCGCGCGAGGCCCGAGCCCAGGCAGGGGCUGGAGCGGGAGCUGCUGAGGCCGGAGCGCCGACGCCGCUGGGGCCGGAGCUGCCGCUGCUCGCCCGCCCGCCGCCUACCCGCGCCGCUGCCCGGGCCCCAUGGCACACCCGCGCACACUCGCCUCCCCUCCCCCUCCCCGCACGCGCGCGCGCGCUCGCGGACGCGCGCCGGGCCUCCCUUCAGCUCGCGCGGCCCAGGAGGCCGCCGAGGCCGAUGCUGCGGAGGCGAAUCCGGCCGGGCCUAGCGCGGCUGUGGCGGCCGACGAGGCCGAGGCUGCGGGGCGAGGGGACGGAGCAGAAAGGCAGCGGCGAGCGCGAGCGCCGGCAGGGACGACCCCCUCAGUGCCCCUCGCCCGCGCAGACAAUGAGCACAGCCGCCGCCGCCGCGUCCGAGAGAGGGAGGACAGCUCGCGCAGCCCGCACCGCCCUCCUGUCCAUCAACGCCCCGCCGCCCAAUCGGUGGCUCGCCAUCGCGGCCCUGCAGCCAAUCGGAAAGCCCCGAGCCGCCCCGGGGGGCGGGACCCUGGCUGGUGACGUCAUUGCGGCUAGCAACCGAGGGGCAGGGUUGCGAAUUCACUUAGCUACCCGAAGAAUUUAUGCCUUCUGA
Phascolarctos cinereus (koala) is the source of this 705-nucleotide messenger RNA. The record is from RefSeq and is a predicted model, not a curated record. NCBI's taxonomy places the organism in Eukaryota, Metazoa, Chordata, Mammalia, Diprotodontia, Phascolarctidae.